Laetiporus sulphureus 93-53 is the source of this 1194-nucleotide messenger RNA. RefSeq lists its product as uncharacterized. The coding region runs from base 1 to 1002 and encodes 333 amino acids. NCBI's taxonomy places the organism in Eukaryota, Fungi, Basidiomycota, Agaricomycetes, Polyporales, Laetiporaceae. Gene Ontology annotation, molecular function: O-methyltransferase activity. The record is from RefSeq and is a predicted model, not a curated record. The transcript is spliced from 5 exons.
AUGGGAGAUCGAGGAGCAGACCCUCCAGCGGAACGAUCCCAUUUGCCGUCGCCUACGUUGUUUGAGGCGCGCCGCACUUUCAUCGGCGCAUGUGGCAUGGGCAUCGAUCUUGUACACGAUCCCAUCGUCCGGAUGACCGAAGUUAUAAACUCCUACUUCGUGUCGCAAGCUUUGCGUAUUGCUGCAGAAUCACGCAUCGCUGAUGUUCUGGACGGCGCCGAUCCGGAAGUAGGCAUCUCAAUCCAAGAUAUCAGUCGACAGGUUGAGGAAGGACGCGUCCUUCGCUGUCUUUGCACCAUCCACAUCUUCGCCGAGGCGAAGGUUAACUAUUAUGUGAAUAAUGCAGACAGCCAGCAUCUUGUCCGCAAUGAGCCUCUGAGAUGCUGGCUGUUGACACAGUGCAUGGAGGGAUAUAUGGCCUCGGAUAAAUUGCCAAUAGUCCUUUACGGUUCGCUCGACAAGCCUUCACCAAAAUCCGCUUUCCAGGAGGCCUAUGCCACAGAUAAAGGCUUCUGGGAAUGGCUUGAGCAGAUGGUCGAACUUCCCGUGGCCCCUCGACCGGAGCGAGAAAUAUGGAGAACCGGCAUAUGGGAGUUUGGCUCAGGGCCUGUUCAGGCCCCUGCCGUGUUUGUUGUCAAGAAGCUGCGGCAGUCUGGCAGAGGGGAACUUCCGGAAGCAUUGUCAUCAGGGCGAGCAGAACUUGUCACCCACGACUUCUUCACUGAACAACCGACGAGAGGUGCAGAUGUGUAUCUGCUGCGCCACAUACUUCACGAUUGGGAAGAUGAUGUCUGUGUCACAAUUCUGUCGCACGUUCGUAAGGCAAUGGGCCUCUACUCGCGCGUCCUGAUAGCAGAUAAUGUGAUGCAAACCACGGUGGGCCCCAGCUACCUGAAGUCAGCGCCGUCACCGCUGCCAGCGAAUUACGGAUAUGGACAUUCAUUUGCGAACAUGCACGACCUGCUCAUGUUCACAAUGUUCAAGGGAGGAGAGCGCACGUAGAGGAGUUUAGCAUACUAGCGGCGCGGUCAGGGUUACAAAUGACGAAGAUACACGAGUGUCGCGGGCUGACCUCUAUUACGGAGAUGAGGAGAGAUGAUUAUACGGAGUAGUUCCAGGAUUGUUUGAACUUGAUAUCGUUGGCUAUCGGUGUAUAUAAGCUGAUCGUAUGCAUGUCCAAAUAAAGGGCGCGGC